Molecule: messenger RNA, 423 nt
Organism: Asparagus officinalis (garden asparagus)
Lineage: Eukaryota; Viridiplantae; Streptophyta; Magnoliopsida; Asparagales; Asparagaceae
Exons: 1
Coding region: 1-423 (140 amino acids)
Source: RefSeq, a predicted model, not a curated record
AUGGACGCGUGCCAUCUAUUGUUGGGACGGCCGUGGCAGUAUGAUGUUGACGCUAAGCAUGGCGGUAAGAAGAACAUGUACUCUUUUGUGUGGAUGAAUAAAAUGAUCAUCCUACCACCUAUUCCACCCUCUCCAAAGCACCCCAAAGAUCAAAAGUCCAAACAAAUAUCUCUUUACAACAAAUGUGAAUUUCUAGCCGAGUCAAAGGAGUUAAAGCAGAGGUUUGCCUUAGUAGUGAAGGAAGAAGUGAAGACACUCAUUGAGGUCCCAGGGAAGAUGAAGUCACUGCUUAAGGAGUUCGAAGUGUUAAUUCCUGAAGAGCUGCCAGAGGGUCUACCUCCCAUGAGGGAUAUUCAACACCACAUUGAUUUCAUCCCGGGUUCAGUACUUCCUAAUCUCCUAAAUUAUCGCAUGAACCCGUAG